CCGCUGAACCCGCGCGCCGUACGGUUGGCUCGUGUGUGUUUGCACUUGACUCCGAUUCCGUCGCGUAACGUUCUUUUUUUACUCACCACUGCAGGACCACGCGUGUGAGGUUUUUCUAUUCGCCGGCUGUCCGUUCGUUCGUACCUGCGAAGGUGACCAGACACCGAGGUGAAACGGGACGAGGCUGCGCGCGUUCCAUAGGAGACCUCCUGACACACAGGACCAAAGCCCUACGGGGCUUGCGGAUUUUUUUUGUGUACCUCUCCAGAUUGUUUUCGUGCGCGGGAGUGACGUCAAGUUCUUCUGCAUGAUUUCGUACGAACCGUCUGCGUACGGUACGAAAGGCACCGAGACCGACGAGGAUGUAACCGUGACGGCUGCCCGUUCACGAGAACUCGCAUCGAGGAUGUGCAGGAAAGAGCCAAAGUACACGGAAAGGGAAGUUUACACCUCGAGUAUCUCUUAUCGUCGCGCGCCGCCGCAGGAACAAUCGAAAAAGAUCACUGCCGGAGUAAUGACGAGCUAGAAAGCGCACAUCGAUCCGUCCGCGCGCGUCCGUCCCCGUGAAAUCGCUCCAGCGAUCGAGAAAUCUCUUUUCCACCGCCGCUUCGAGAUCAAAGACUGACUAUAUCAAAGAGGGAAAGAUGUUGGGAGUGAGUCAACCGGGGAAUCCGCCCUCGAGCUUGCGACACUCGGCGAGCUUCUCUUGUCUGCAGCGCAGUACCGCGGGCGAGGGACAUCGGGCGAGGACCUCGACGCUGUUGCAACAGCCCAGCCUGCAGUUGAGCGGCAGUCACCAUCAGUACUCUGGUCAGACGUCGUUGUUACAACCGAACACCGGCACCGUUCAGCAUCGAGUGGAGGCCCUGGAGUCCAUCCAGGACAGCAACGAUUACGGUUUCGUGAAGGUCAGGCCGCGUCUACGAAGCACGAACGCUACCCUUUACCACGAAGAAGAGGUAGCCGCCCAGAAGAGCGCGUUAUGGGAUCGCGACGCCUCGGCGUUCAGCGACUGUGAGUGCGACACGAAUUUCCGCGACUGCUCGCUCAAAGUUAAGGACCACCGCGAGCACUCGCCGAAAGGCGCCUCGAAGAACCAGAAUCCCCUGAGGGGGGCCCUGAUACUUUUCACCUCGACCUCGUCGUGGUGGAAAGCCAGGCAACGGGAGGACCAGCUGAACGCCAGCUCCAACGACCGCGCUCUGACAACGACGACCACCGUGUCGUCGUCCGAGCGAAAGUGGUCCAGCACCUCGAUGGCCUCGCCCUCGAACGAAAGAAAGUGGCCGGCGGUGACCUCGCCCGCGAACGACCGGAAGUGGUCCGUGGGCAACAGCGCGCUCACGUCCCCAGCGAACGACAGGAAGUGGACCAGAUCCUCCGUCUCGUCCAACUCCACUAGACAGCUGGACAGGACGUGGCGGUCCCUGGGCGCCCUGCUCAGGGCUCCCACGGGCAACGGUUCGCACGCCGUGCACCACUCGAUGUCCCACAACAUGAGCGUUUCCAUGAUCGAGGCCGAUCAAGUCCGGGAGGAUACGCGCGGUUCGAGUUACAAGUCGUCGCGUUACAGCAGGGACAUUUACAGGGAAAACGGGGAGUUUGGUCAGACGGGACGUUCGAAGGUGAACCGAGUCAAGACGGUCAGGAUGUACCAGGACGGGGGGGAGUCGACGGAGAGGGACGUUGAAGAGAGACAUCUUCCUACUAUACAUCAGUUCGAGGACGAGUGCAUAGGGGUGCCGAAUCGCGAGGGUGUCUGCAAAACGGAGCAGCCCGCCGCCGAAACGCGCACAGCGUCUACGAGAUCCAGCAGAGCUCAGAGCUUCUACCUGCUGGACGACUUUCUGCGACCCCAGCCGCAGCAGAACAAGUGCAUGUUGAACGUUUACCUGUCGCCGUCGCACUCAAAGUCUGGGAAUGAUCACGUCAGAUCCGCCGAGGUGAAGCAGCCCUCCCAGGGGAACGUCACAAACAUAACGCCGCCGAGACGUCAUAAUUCCAGCUCGGAUAGCCUCGAGGUCGCGACCAGUCCUCUUCCGCCACCUGUACCGCCCCCGCCGCCGCAGGUCACCACGCGGGACAGAGAACGGGGCGAGAAUUUCAAGGAAAAGGACGCGUGCCCGUGCAAAAUGUGCUGGACCAAUAUGCAGCAGAGAUCUUUCGUAGACGAGAGUCCUGGAACGCUGCACAAAGAUGUCGGUGGUGCUGGUACCAAGGUCAACGGAAAGACGGUCGGCGGUGUCGGUACCGCAACCCUCACCACGCUUUCCUCCAUUUAUACGUCCAACACCACCCGGAACAAGAACAACAUCCCCGUAUCUGAAGAGAAAUUACUGUCAUUCUUUCAUCCCAAACCGACACGAGUGGACAAAUCGGACAACAACAACACGAACAAUUCUACGACAAACAACAUCCACAAUAUUCCGACACACGAGCCUUCUAGCAACGCCACAUCUCAUGAAGUACACCCUGGGAGACUACCAAUGACACCCCAAGAGGCGAUCAAGUAUUACGGUUCGAGGCUGACGGAGUUCGAGCGAGCAGAAAUUGAAAAGUACUCGGAAAUUUGGUAUCUGGGUUUGUCUGCCCACAAAAUUCACGGUGAAGAGGGUGCGUCACAAAACGGGGGCUACGACGAUGAAAAUGGCAACUACAACAAGGUCCUUCACGAUCACAUCUCGUACAGAUACGAGAUAUUGGAGGUGAUAGGUAAAGGAAGCUUCGGUCAGGUGAUCAGAGCGUUGGAUCACAAGACGGGACAGUACAUCGCCAUCAAGAUCAUCAGGAACAAAAAGAGAUUCCAUCACCAGGCGCUCAUCGAGGUGAAGAUCUUGGAACACCUCAGGAAGAAAGACUUGGACGCCAACGCGUCUCACAAUGUGAUUCAUAUGCUAGAAUACUUCUACUUCAGGAACCACUUGUGCAUCACUUUCGAGUUAAUGAGUUUGAAUUUGUACGAGCUAAUCAAAAAGAACAACUACCAGGGAUUUAGCCUGAGCCUAAUACGACGAUUCGCUAAUUCGUUAGUCAGCUGCCUACGAUUGUUGUAUCGAGAAAACAUCAUCCAUUGCGAUUUGAAGCCCGAAAAUGUGCUUCUGAAACAGCGGGGAAGCAGCUCGAUUAAGGUCAUAGACUUCGGAUCCUCGUGCUACAGCCACCAACGUGUAUAUACAUACCUUCAGUCCAGGUUUUACCGAAGUCCAGAAGUACUUCUGGGUCUUCCAUACGGAACGCCGAUCGAUAUGUGGAGUUUGGGUUGCAUUCUGGCCGAACUCUACACGGGUUGUCCAUUGUUCCCUGGUGAGGAUGAGAUCGAACAGCUCGCUUGCAUCAUGGAAGUUCUUGGUUUGCCGCCAGAACACAUCAUGAAUCAUGCGUCUCGUCGCAGGCUUUACUUCGACCCGAAGGGAGGACCUCGAUGCGUGACAAAUAGCAAGGGCAAGAAGAGGUGGGUUGGUAGCAAGAAUCUUGCGAUGGUUCUACGCUCCACCGACACACUUUUCAUAGACUUCGUCAGCAGAUGCCUCGAGUGGGAUCCAAAGGAGCGCAUGACUCCCGACGAAGCGAGAUGUCACGAGUGGCUGAACGUAAGCCCCUCUUACGCGACGACGUUCUCGAACUUCAAAUCCAACGCGAACACGACGACCGUGGAGACAUCGUCGCAGUCUGCCCACGCUCAAACGGUGAGCGUGACGGUCAGCGCGUCGCGACAACGGGCGACUACCGUCGAGGAUCCGCCGUACACGAUGCACCGUCUCUAUAGGAGCCGUAAGUACCCCCAGAGGAUCAGCAGGGCCGACAACACCGACAACAACAGCGGCCUCGUGGUCAAGAGCAAACUGAACGGGAGCGCAAGUAGCCAUGCUCUAGCGAGCACCGCUCAAACCACCACCACAAGACACGCUUCGACGGGCGAUAUAGUCGCAAGCCUGGACCCGAAUCUCGACGAUUCAGGUACCUUUUUACCGCCGAUAUUGUGAAGUCGGGUCUGCGCUAGCCACUUCUAGAUGCUAUCGCGCCGUACCGUGUCGCGAUCGAACUCGCUCUCGCGCGUACAACCGAGACACCCGAAGGAAUAGAUCACCCGAACCCACCCCUCCGCCAUUGACGUGUCACCCCCUUGCUCAGAAGAAUCAGAAAGGAUGACUCCGUGAACUGGUCGCACGGUUGAUUUGGUCACGACAAUAAAGCAACAACACGGUCGACCGUGAGCCUAAGACCAAUUUAGCCCAGGCACUGGAAUUCAUCCGAUGAAUCCAGUCACGAUGGUUCGCCUACGUUGUCCCGUGUGCGCGCGCGCAGAGUGAACGAAGAACGCACUCUGGGAUGCAACAUCGUGGGAUGUAGAAUUGGCUGGCUGUAUCGGCCCGAUCGUUCCCGACGACGCCCAAAAGGCUAAGCAAAAAGUAAACGAAAAAGAAGGAAAAUACGGAAAGAACACAUUGCUAGUCUCGGCAUGCAUCGAGCCAUGAGGCCAAAAUGAUGACGAACAGGAAGUCGCAUGUGUCUUGGCGGAAACCGCACGCGCUCGUUUUCGCUCGUUCGUUCCCCGAUGAACGGACAACCGCGAUCCCAAGAUAUAUGUCACUCAGGUAAUCGUAACGACGUGUAUGCACCAAUCGUAGUCGAUCGAAAGUAACGUAGAAAGAGUUUCGUUCCCCUGACAUUCGACCCUUGUCCUCCGAGAAUAGCGAGAAUUACUUAGCUAAAUGCGCUUUGCGAAUCGGUAUCGAGGAGUACAGGACUGUUUGCCCGCGGAUAUAGAACGUAGAACACAGAGAUGGGCAGAAUUUUAUUCGAAUAAUAGAUGACCAGCAGAAACUUUGUACGAUGUCCGAUGGGGAUCUCCUUAACCAUAUACAAUGAACGUGUUUAGACUAACUCCAAGCGAUCUAAAAUCAAAGAUGAUAUCGACAAGUACUAGAUGAGAUCAUUUAUACUCCUAAUAUAUGGAUUCCUUUAGUCUUGUUCAAACUUCAAUCAAACAGUUCACUAAAUUCUCUACAUACGUUUGAGAAAAACAUUUAUUAUUUAAUUAUUUUCCUUAAUAAGAUCAUUUUUAAGUAACUAUCUUUCGUUAAAUACAUCACUACUUUUACUUUAAAAAUUAUUUCUUCUCGUGAAGUAAUUUUUAGAAGCAUUGGUUAAAUUACAUUCAAAAUAAUCUUACUUAACAAUUUCAUGUAACUAUAAUCUGUGAAAUAUUUCGGUAUAUUUUUAUAACCAUCAAGGAUUAAUGGAAACAUCAGAUUUCAAGAAAGUUUAUGUUUGCAUGAUUUUAUGUCUCAUUAUCAAUCUCCAUAUCGCAGGAGUUGAAGUAUAAAUUAACCACGUCAUUGUGUAAAGUUCACGAAUCGGUUGGCAAUGUCGAUUAAACAGUUGUUUAGAUAAGCCGUUAUUCGUUCAAAGUGAAACUCGUUUUUGUCGUAUAACUCUGAUUGUAACUUCCAUUGAACAAAUAACGAAUCGAAAGCUGUUUAUCUUUCAUUUUGAUAAAAGUAAUUAGUUACGUCGAGGGAAAGAAAACUAAUGGCUUUUCGAUUAAACGCGAUGACGCAUUUGGACUGUAGUCUCUCUUUAUUAACAAAGAUCCAAGUAUGUCGCCAAGUUUAUUUUUCAAUCGUUAUUCGAAAUUUUGUAUCUAGAUGAGAAUUUCGCUCAUCUCUGCACGUGGAUAGCACGUGCGAUCGUCUCCAAUUCGUCGUAAAAAUGAUGCCAAGAAUCUCUGGCGAUAAACGUUGAACGACGAGGCGUAUCCGAUUCGCAAAUCCACGAUCACGUAUAGAAAAAUGUAACGAAGGAGGUUAGCGAAAGGGUGAAUGUGUUUUUAACAACGAUUCCCGCGCGAACACAAUUUCCCAUCAGCUAGCAUCGAAUUAUUGCGGUUAAACGUCAAGGGAAAACCUGAGUCGUCUCUGAAACCCCGUGGCAAGCAACAGGGUCGUGAUUAAUAAUGAAACGUCAAGGCAACCCGGGUGGUAUAGCUCGAAAAGAAAAAAAAAAAUAAAUAUGAGGCGUGCCCCAGUUUCACGAGGCCUGAUUAGUCUUAUUGUGAUAUUAAUCUACCACUGUCUUAUGUAGAUCUCUCUGAUAUUAAGAUGUAACGAUCGCUAAUAAUGAUUUCAUUAACUAUUAAUCAUUAUUUUUCUUAAAUAUGAUUAUCGCUCUCACUAUUAUCGCAAGAUUAUAAUUACGAUUAACGAAAGUUCUAUCAUGAGUAUAAUAACGCAGAGAUAUAACGUAUUAUAAUUAUACAAGUAAGGAUUGUACAGACUUUAAUUAAGCCCAAGGAGAAUCCAAGAGUUACGAGCACGCAUUCGCUUUUUCCUUUAUCUCGAUGGAAAAGAAAGUAAUCUGUAUUCUCUUAGAAGAUCGGCUGGGACGAUUUGUCCCAGACGAAUUUCAACACACACAUACACACAUACACUUACCGCAGUUACUAUGUACUUUUUCCGGUCUCGUUGAUUUCAAGUCUCCGCGGGACACAUCGUCGUUGAUUGAUUAAUCGCUUUUACCUUUCUACUCGCUGUUUGCUGCUGUCAAAAGAAGUCACCUUUCUUCGCGCACCGGUUACAAAACAAUUAGAUUAAAUUAAGAUUGGAAGAUUCUUGGCAACCACUGCCCUUUAGUAUAUGCGAAGGAUUUGAAGAGAACGUUGUACCGUGUAAAUUGUUACGUUGCCCGUAUACAAGCAAACGAAAGUGUUUCUGGCUCAUGUUCAGAGAUCACCGAUGAAAGUUUGACUCGAGGAAGAGAUACUCGAGCUCGUAGCUAGCGUAAAAGUCGUAGCUUGCGGUAUACUCCUCGUUAGCGACCUUCCGACGUCACCUAUCGUUUUCAUUUACGUUUUGACUGAUAUCCAAACAUAGACAAGCCGCUUUCUGCUGUGCAAUAGAAAUUAGGUCCUUUGCGUGAGUCGUCUGCCAGUGUUUCGUCGCUAGGAAGACUAUUGGCACUAAGAGGAUGUCACUUUGGCGGCGCCAGUUUAGGCUUCCACAGUCUUGAAUAGUUCUUAACUAACGCUCAAUAGUAUUUAACUUAGCUUUUGUGUAGAAUUAAUUUUAUUUAACGACGAUUGUUCUUGAUGCUUCAUCUCUCUUAUUUCUAUCUAUACGAUGGAAGUUUGUGAUUCUGGCAUGAAUAUUGUUCGUAUGUCCUCGGAAACUUUAUUGUAAAUUCUAAUGAGCACUUCCUUGGUUCGUUACUUCUUUUGGUAGAAAGGUGUAGAGUGUUUAUUUAAAAUUUCUGAUUUCUCACUAUAAUAUUGCAUAUUGCAUCCAUCUUCGUCAGAUUUUUGAGAUUCUUUUUAGGUCAAAACGAAACACUUUUAGCAGCGAAGAUGCUCGUUUAGAUUAUAAGGAAUAAUUAGCGCUGCCACUGAAUGUAGCGUCAGUCGAAUUGACAUGUUCUUUUAAAAAAAAAAAAACCAGUAGCGCCAAUAAUCUUUGCCCGUGGAAUCCUGCAGAGGCAACCGCGGAAGGACAUUAUUUUUCAAAUUCGCGAAUACCAAAACUGUCAAAGCGUACUUGCGUUGUGGGGUGAGAAAAGAAAAACAAAGAAAAGACAAAAGAUUCACACGUAACAAGACUGAAAUAUAAAACGUCAUUGUAGAAUUUUCUUUGAAGUCUCCUCCGCGAGACUUAUCGAGAUACGUAAUACAUUUUUCACGUAGUAUUUGUAUACGAGCACACGAGAUCACCCCCUUUAAACGCAUUUUAUUAGCUUCACGAGAGGAAACGAUUGAUCGUUCGGGUGCAAUUUGAUCGCGAUAGCGUUGAUUUUAGUUGGAAUGUCACGACCUCGCGUCAUUAGACAGAUUCCCGCACGGUUCUUCUUCCCUUUGUACACGCUACGAGCAAGGUAAUCGCUGUGCGCGUUUGGAUCAUUGCUGUACGUCCUCGAAGAAUGUUUGUAAAGAUAAGUAACUUUUUUGUAUGUGCUUGAAAGAAAUUUGUCAAGAGCAUGCCGAGAGCUCUUCCGUCGUUACAUUGGGUUAGGUACUCGCACAUUAGACACCAGAUGACAGCUUAACGCUGAUUAAGUAGUUGCAGUGUCAAAGAUAUAUCGCAGAAAGAAAACACGAAUAAAACACAGGGUGAGGUAUCUAAAAAGCACGUGAAUAUCUCUGUUGUUUUUGAUGGAAAGCGAUGGAAAGUUAAGGUGCGAAACAGAGUCAUGUACAAGUUGUUUCUUUUGUUAGGAAGAUGUAGAAUGUUCAAUUAAAGGCUUCAGUAUUGCUGAGAAUCUUUGCUCGAUCCUUUCACUAUAAUAUUGCAUGAAAGUAAAGUUUCGUCGGACUUUUGAGAUUCCUUUUAGAUACAACUUCACCCCUCGAUUUAGAUUGCGAUGCAAACGAUGAAAGAUCUAGAGAUCGAGACGUGUAGCUUUUGCAUCGUGUAAAAUGUAUAUCGCACGGCAACGCAGUUUAUGUAGUAUUAAUAUCAAAUAUCAGAAUAUCCACGAAAAAAAAAAUCUCUAUAAACUUGUUAACGAUAUCGUAGAUGACACAGAAUUAUAGUACACCGUGUAGCCUGAAAGUGUUAAAGAAUUAAGUCCUUGUAUUUGUCACUUUCAUACUUUCAACGACAACAGAGAUAUUUAGAUAUGUUCCCCAAGUGCCUCAUCUUGCAAGAGCUACGAUAAAUUCUGAAGUGUACGAAAGACGAAUCCGCGCUAGAACGACUGACAAGGGUAGCGUUUAAGCGACAAACAACGCGUCCACUAUAUACAUUUUAUAAAUCUUACGCGGGUUCGUGAAUCGUUGGCCGAUUUGGUUUAUUGGAACACGUGACGAACGAUUAGAAAUUCACGAGCGAGAACAGGGCCCUUCAGAGAUUGAGCAGCCUCGCUUACAUUCGAGAGGCCCCCGUACUCUUGUAGAAAACCCACGUACAUUAAACAAAAUUAGUUGUAUAAUAAGUAAUAUUUUUGUACAAAGUGCGAUAUUAUUCUUUAUUCCAAUUUUCAUCUAGAUAAGAAUUUUGCCCAUCUCUGCUCCUAAAUGAGCCUCACUGUUGGGCCUUGCCAAUGAUAUUACUCUUUGUACCAAACAUAUUAUUUAUUAUUACUUGAUCAAAUAUCAUGAGUUGCUCUAUUUGUGAAAAAAUGUAUCCACGUUAUCUACCAAACUUUUUUCUGUUGCUAAAUUAACAAUGCCUCUUUCACAGAAAUCAAAAAACAAGAACCGAAUGUGUUAUCAUAAUAAUUUCCCAAUUACCAUUUCAUGUAAUUUUGGAGCCUCUGUAAGUGUGAAGUACAGUUAGACCAAUCUGUGAUAGGGCCUGGGUGAGAGAGAGAGAGAGAGAGAGAGAGAGAGAAAGAGAUCUGUCCAUGAAAGAACUUCAUUCAACUGUAGUUAGAACGAAAUGUCUAACAUUUAACAAGCGUAGUGUCUAAGGCAACACACAGGUUUAUAGCAAACAAGAAUAUCAAAUCGUGUAUGAUAACUAUCAUUAACAACGCGUGUGCGUACAUAUGCAUGAGUGUGCCUGGAGAAAGCGAACAGAGAAAGACGAAAUGGGAAAACAGAGGGAAAACCUGCCAGGGAGAAUGCGUCACAUUAUUGCAUAUACAUAUACAUAUAUACAUAUACGAUUUUACGUAUUAAGAAACCCACGCGGAAGCGACAAAAAACGAGUUAAAUAUAGGGUACCCGUUUAGAAAUAAAUAGAGAAAAAACCGUUGAAACAACGUAGCUCCAGUAUACGGAGCACCUACUCCCCUUUACCCCUCCCCCUGGUACUGUCUGAAUGCACAGUCGCGUCAAUCGAAUCGUUUGCUGAAGAAACUGACAUCCAAGAGGAAGAUGCUUCUCUCACUCGAUAUGCUAAUCUUUUAAUUCAAGCAAAGCUUAUUUUGCUCUAAAGCCAUCAUACUCUUUGUUAUUGUACUGCAGGCUACAGAUACACAAUUAUUUAGUCAGAGUCAAAAAUAUUGUAAAACCUAUACUUGAAUCGUGCCAGUACCAGUCACUGCAACAUCAUGUUAUAAGCAAAUAUGUGUAAAACCGAAUAAUCUCUGUAACUACAAGCAAAAAUGGUAGAUUUUUAUAAAAAGGUGUAGAUAUUUCUUUUUGUGGAGAUACUUGGUACGUUUUUACUAACACCAAUAUGUCAAAAUUUCAUAUAAAAUUUGGAGUCAGUGCUAUCAGGUCAUUUCAUAAGCCUUCUCAUAUCUAUCUCUUCAUGUAAGUAAAUUGUACCUGGUACAUAUAUAUAAGGCAUUCAAUGGAAAUGUUUCAGUUUCAUCUGAUGCUUAUGUAUAUUUACUUUUGUGUAAAAAGUUCUUGCAGUUAAAUAUGCAAAGACAUACAUGAAAUGACUUAAUAUUUUUAAAUUUCAAUAUUUCAAAGUUGAGACAAACUUUUCAUGCCAUUUAGGCAGUAUUGAUUUAAAAUAAUCAAUUGCAUUUAUUAUGCAGUCAUCAAUGUACUUCCUGUUAUUUUUAUACUUCUAUUUACCAUAUAACAUCUUUUUCUCCACAAAUUUACCACAAAUUUAUCUGAUGAAAUUUUCAAUUGUACAGAAGUGUGCAAUAAUCUCUGAAAGAAAGUUAUUUGCUCUUUGUUGUCAGUUUUUACGUCAACGGUUUAAUCGAGUCGACUGAACAUGCUUGGCGCAAAAAGCUUCGCGAACGUACAAAAACGUGGCGAGACCUCUGUCUUUGGUCACGUUUUUUUUCUUCGCCCCUACGAAUCAUUUGCGCCAAUUGUACAGUCCUUGAGUUUUUAGUUGUGUUCAUUAAUUGUAUACAGUGGGAUCAAAUUACGUGCGUUAGGGUCGACUAAAUCUACAUAAACUGACAAAAAUAUUGAAGUAUACUUUCUUUGAAGGAACAUUGGAACAGAAGAAGUUUGAGCUUAAAAAUUGCCACCUGUAAACGAGUAUUUAACCCUUUGCUGUCCAGAUUUUCUGAUUCCGGGACAUUUCUGUCAAAUCUUGUCUAAAAUAGGCUCGCAAAGGAUUAAAUUCGCUUGGAUUUAAUAAGAACCGUCAUCCUGACACAAGCUUGUUAGUUUCAGUGGUCAAAGUUAUCGUGGACAUGAACGACAGUCGCUUUCUUGUACGUAAGUGUAACGAAAAAGGGGACGACAGUGUCUAAAAGAUCUAAAUUUGUACGAGAGGAAAAAGGGUGAACUCCCUUUCAGGCUUCAGCGUGGAAUGCUCUUAGCGUAUAUCUGUUAGAACAGCGUGCAACUAGUUAUCGAGUUAACAACGUGAUUAGAGCUAUCGAGUUCAAUUAGAUAAUAACUGUGCAUACAUAGCGAGAUCGUUGCCAUCCCUUUUCCCCCUUCCCUCCUCCACAGAUUGAUCCGUAGUUGGCAUCGAUCUAUCCAAGUGGUUACAACGAUUGAUCGGUUUUAGACUACCCUCGAUAGAACAAUCACGAGCAACGGUUUUGUUUUAGAACGAUUCCCCUAGUUGACACGUUCGAGACCGAUGAUUCGCCAUACGGAGUCAUGCAACAUCCCACCCCGAGUGUUCAACGACUCAACACGUGGGUCAGAACAGAACUGCAAAAAUAAUAGUGGUUACUGUGGGUUUUCUAAUAAAUAUAUCGGUCUCGAAUGCGUUAAAAGUUCUUAGUGCAAGAGUAUCGAGCAGCGAGUAUCGUUCUUAUGCGAAAAUCAAAUCGGUCGACGGAGUUCUACGCUGUAGCCGCUGAAUGAGGGAUUGUACAUGAAAUUUGUAAGUUUCCGCAACGUAUUUUUUCCCGUUUUUUUUUUUUUUUUUUUUUUUUAAAUCAUCGGGGGUCUCUAUUGGAUUUCAUGUUAUUAAAUAUAGGUCUUAUCCCCGUGAAUAUAGAAGCACGUACAAAAUGUAUAAAUAUAUCUUUGGUAAUAACGCAGUUUUUUGCAUGUCGAGAUAAAAAUCAAUGGCGUAAAUUCUAAUCGUGAUUUCAUUAGGAAUCUAUUAGCGUGUUACUUUGAAGGUGUAUCCAUUAGAAAUCGAUAUACUCGAGACGUUUUAUUCGAUGUGUUGUAACAAGCUUUGCAAAAUGUUAAACGAGUACGAAUAAAGAAUAAAAAGAAAUACGGGAGGGGGAAAGGAUAUAGACGGAGAGAACUAUGGGGAAGGUGUGUGCGAAGUAGAGAGAAUGAGAAUGAGAAAGCAGAAGUUGAUACGAUGAUUUGUACUCGGCGUUGAACAGGGAAGACCUUGUUAUAUCGUGUAAGUGCGAGUUCGUCAAUUUCUGCCCAACUUAAUUAUAGUGAACGAAGAGAAGAAUUGCUAAUAAUAAAUGAUUAUGAUAAUGACAUUAAUAUAUGUAACGAUACAAUACUGAAGCAUCAUCAUCUUUUGUAUCAUUUGUUCGUUUGUUUUUAUCUUACUGCGUUUGUCUUUCAUUAUUAAUGCAAUACCAAGAUGACUCGGUUUCGACACGGUAUCUUGUGUGUAAAUAUAUACCAAUAAAAAAUACAAAUACAAGAACAA
Hylaeus anthracinus is the source of this 12437-nucleotide messenger RNA. RefSeq names its product dual specificity tyrosine-phosphorylation-regulated kinase 2-like. NCBI's taxonomy places the organism in Eukaryota, Metazoa, Arthropoda, Insecta, Hymenoptera, Colletidae. The transcript is spliced from 11 exons. The record is from RefSeq and is a predicted model, not a curated record. The coding region runs from base 645 to 3983 and encodes 1112 amino acids. Gene Ontology annotation, biological process: peptidyl-threonine phosphorylation; peptidyl-serine phosphorylation. Gene Ontology annotation, molecular function: protein serine/threonine kinase activity; protein serine/threonine/tyrosine kinase activity; ATP binding. Gene Ontology annotation, cellular component: nucleus.